Papaver somniferum (opium poppy) is the source of this 1521-nucleotide messenger RNA. RefSeq names its product pleckstrin homology domain-containing family D member 1-like. The transcript is spliced from 4 exons. Lineage: Eukaryota; Viridiplantae; Streptophyta; Magnoliopsida; Ranunculales; Papaveraceae. The record is from RefSeq and is a predicted model, not a curated record. Bases 1 to 1521 code for a protein of 506 amino acids.
AUGGAUGCUGCUUUGGGGCUUGCUUCAGAGUUUUCUAUACUUUCCCCAAACGAUGAUUGGGAUGUUCUUGGUGAGACCGCUGGAAAGAAAAAUGUUGAGGUGGAAGAGAGUUCUGAUGGCGAGGAUGCAAAUGCCUUUUCUAACAAGGAAACAGAGGCUGGGAGAAAUCCCGAAGCUAAGAAGGACUCCGAUGCUAGGAAGAAUGUCGUUGCUACUGAGACUUCCACUGAGGUUACUUCCGACUAUUUUCCACAAUCCUUAAUGAGUGAUGGUGAUGAUGCCAUCCUUGACUGGCUGAAGAAAAAGAACCUGAUUUUCGUGCCCAAUCCUGCUCCAAUAAUCCCUGGUGAGAAGAAUUCCGAUGCUUUUACUCGCCAGAUGAUGCAACGAUCUUCUGAAGGGAUAGUUGCGGAAGUGUGGGACAAGGACUUGAGGGCCACUUCCGCUAGCCUUCUAGUUGAUCCCCCGUCUGCCGCGAAAUCCCUCAAUUUGGAGGCCAAGAUUCGUCAUAGGGAGGAAGAAUUGUCCGCCGCCGAGGCUGUUAUCUCUGCUAGAGAUAAAGAGAUACUUGAACUAAAGAACCAGUUGAAGGGGAAAAAACAGCUUGGAGCCGAAGAGGAAAAGCUUCGUGUUGAACUUGCCAUGACUCGUAGUGAGUUGGAGAAGGUCCGUAACGAUGCUUCGUCCUCUAAAGUGAGAGGACUCCCCAAGCCUCGAUUUCGGGAACUAGUGACGAAGAUUAAGGGUGAAGCUGAGAAGUGGGAUGCCCGAGCUGAUGAACAUAACGAACUGGUUGCACGGCAUCGAGAAAGGCGGGAACAAAUGGUUGAUAUGCAGAAUAAGUAUAACUCUGACCGCCGCUUAUUUAACGGUGCUUUAUUGUGGACUCGGGAAAAUCUUCGAGAGACCCAUGAGAAAAUUUCUCGCUUGGAAGCUAAGGUAGCCGGCUUGGAAGAAGAAUUGCAUCAAGCUCGAUCCUCCUACGAUCCUGAAGUCCGGGACUAUAUACAACAACUUGUUCGUGAGAGGGAUGAUGCCAGAGCUGAGGCUUUUGCCCUUAGAAAUGCUUUGACCGCUUCCCGGGCCGAUGUUGCUCGUUUAGUCGAGUCUGAAAGAAGUCUGGAAAUGAAUAUGUAUAGGAUUAGUAAAGGGAUAGAAGAGAUAAAAAUACAGCAGGAGAGCCAGACUACGUAUUACAAGGGUCUAUCAGGGUCACGGGAUGCAGCGGCUAUGGAGGCGGCUAAAGAAGUCAACCGACUGUCAUCUCUAUUGUCGCAAGCUGAGCUGAAGAACACCGUUAUUGGUUAUAAGGCACGCUUCCAACUGACCGAAGAGAUUAACAAGACUCUUGCACGGAUUGAGCAUGACCUCCAGACAGAACAUGGCAUCGUCAAGAAUUGCCCUCGUAAUCGUAUGCCUGAGCCAUUAACUCACUCUUCGGGUCCUUCUUCGGGUGGAAGCAUACCUUCGUCGCAGAAAAAAAAUCCCGCAGGUCAUGUUGAAACAUCCAAAGAAAAGUAG